UAAUUCCCAGUAUUAUCUAAAACUUUCACGAUUCCUCCACAUCCUUCUCUCUUCCCCUUAUAAAUACACCCUUCUAUUGCACAACAUAAGCAACAAGACUAAUCCAUAAAAAAAAUAUCCUGUGAUCGAGCUUUCUUUCUGGAUUUGUUUUUAGUUUUAUAAUGGCUUGCAAAACCCUUACAUGUUCAGCAGCUUCUCCUUUAGUAUCAAAUGUUUUUAAUGUGAGUACAACGUCCUCUAGGAGUAACAACAGGAUAACUGCACCUUGCUCUGUUUUCUUUCCAUCUGCAUGCAACGUAAAGAAACCAGCGUCUAGGCUUGUAGCUCAGGCAACUGGAGAUAACAAAGAUACUUCAGUGGACGUGCAUGUCAGCAGCGGUCAAGGAGGAAACAACAACCAAGGCAGUACUUCUGUCGAACGCCGUCCUAGGAAGAUGGCUCUUGAUGUCUCCCCUUUCGGAUUGUUAGACCCAAUGUCUCCGAUGAGAACAAUGCAACAGAUGAUGGACACUAUGGACAGACUGUUUGAGGAUACCAUGACAUUCCCAGGAAGGAACAGGGCAACAACAGGGGAAAUACGUGCUCCUUGGGACAUCAAAGACGACGAAAAUGAAAUCAAGAUGCGUUUUGACAUGCCCGGGCUCUCUAAAGAAGAUGUGAAAGUAUCUGUGGAAGAUGAUGUGCUUGUCAUCAAAGGCGAACACAAAAAGGAAGAAAGUGGAGAUGAGAGCUCUUGGGGCAGGAAUUACAGCUCCUACGAUACUCGUUUAAGUCUUCCAGAUAAUGUUGAGAAAGAUAAAAUUAAAGCAGAACUGAAGAAUGGAGUCCUUGUCAUCUCGAUUCCCAAGACCAAAGUUGAGAAGAAGGUGAUUGACGUGCAAAUCAACUAAAAAGCUCGUGGUUUUUGGUUAUGAUUUACUCGUUCUUGCUUCUGUUGUAACUCUCUGUAAAUGAAUAUAAAUAGGAGCAUAGUUUGAGCUACGGUGUUCUCAAAAUCAUUUUAAGUCCAA
Nicotiana attenuata is the source of this 1010-nucleotide messenger RNA. RefSeq names its product small heat shock protein, chloroplastic. NCBI's taxonomy places the organism in Eukaryota, Viridiplantae, Streptophyta, Magnoliopsida, Solanales, Solanaceae. The record is from RefSeq and is a predicted model, not a curated record. The transcript has 2 exons. Bases 162 to 890 code for a protein of 242 amino acids. Gene Ontology annotation, biological process: response to heat.